AAAAUAGCCGUUGCAUUAUCGGUUCUUGCCUGCGGAAUGCCCUCUCCAUUUCCCGCAAAAAUGUUGCUUCUUCCUUCUCCGCCUUCAUCUUCUUCCUCGUGUUUUUCCAUUCUUGAAUCCAGCCCCCGUCCUCUGCUUCAAUUUCACCCCCCUCCCCGCCGGAUCUUCCAUUUCCGCCCAUAUGCUCUCAAUCCAACCACCGCCCUCGAUUCCUUCACUCAGAACUCCGGUUACCUCUUCCGUCUAACCGCACGGGAGGCUGAGUCCUUGGAAGAUUACAGCGUCUCCAAGAUUGCCGCUAUUUAUCGGAGGAAGCCGUUCCUUGUUCUUCGGAGACUUCUUCAGGUCGCCUCCACUUUUGGCCGAUGGCUAGCUCUUCGAUUCAUUGAUGAUUUGAGGGAAAGGUCGGACCUCAUGUUCGAGGUCAGAGCUUCAGAACUUAGGAAUAUAUUGGUGGAGCUUGGUCCGGCAUACAUCAAAAUUGCUCAGGCUAUCUCAUCUCGACCCGAUUUGAUACCACCUUCUUAUUUGGAUGAACUUUCAUUUUUACAAGACCAAAUAGCUCCGUUCUCAUCUGAACUGGCUUUUAAUACGAUAGAACGAGAACUGAAUAUACCUCUGGACGAGCUUUUCUCUGAGAUAUCACCACAGCCUACUGCUGCAGCAUCUCUUGGACAGGUUUAUCAAGCAAGGCUCCGACGCAAUGGACAAGUUGUUGCUGUCAAAGUUCAAAGGCCUGGAGUUCAGGCUGCUAUAGCUCUGGAUAUCUUGAUCUUGCGGUAUUUAGCAGCUGUAUUUCGCAAGGUUGCUAAGUUAAAUACUGAUCUCGAGGCAGUUGUUGAUGAAUGGGCAACAAGUCUUUUCAAGGAGAUGGAUUACAGGAGAGAAGCAAAAAACGGUCUUAAGUUCAGAGAAUUGUAUGGAAAUUUGCAAGAUGUGUUGGUUCCUCAAAUGUUCAUCGAGCACACAACUCGUAGGGUCCUUAUUAUGGAAUGGGUAAAGGGCCAGAAGUUAACAGAAGUGAAGGAUCUUUAUUUGGUCGAGGUUGGGGUAUAUUGCUCCUUCAAUCAACUUCUAGAAUAUGGAUUCUAUCAUGCAGAUCCUCACCCGGGAAAUCUUCUUCGCACCUCUGAUGGAAAAUUAGCUUAUUUAGAUUUUGGUAUGAUGGGUGAAUUUAAACAAGAGCUUCGCGAUGGAUUUAUUGAAGCUUGUCUCCAUCUUGUAAACCGUGAUUUUGAUGCAUUAGCCAAGGAUUUUGUCACCCUUGGGCUUCUUCCACCAACGGCAGAUAGACAAGCAGUCACACAGGCAUUAACAGCUGUCUUCCAAAAUGCUGUUUCUAAAGGAGUAAGAAGUAUUAGCUUCGGAGACCUUCUCGGAAACCUAGGAACCACAAUGUAUAAAUUCAAAUUCCGGAUACCUUCAUAUUUUUCUCUCGUUAUUAGAAGCCUUGCAGUAUUGGAGGGAAUUGCUGUCAGUUUUGACCCAAAUUACAAAGUUUUAGGCAGUACAUAUCCAUGGAUUGCUAGAAAAGUACUCACCGACAAUUCGCCCAAGCUCAAAUCCUCCUUGACAUCCCUGCUUUAUGAAGAAGGAGUUUUCAGAAUUGAUCGUUUGGAGUCUCUGAUCACGGAGUCACUUCGUGCUAGAAUCGAGAAGUCCUCAGUGAGAAAAGUUGUAGAGAACUCGGAUAGCAAAAUAGUAGUCAAGGAAGUCCUUUCCUUUGCAUUGUCUGAUAAGGGCUCCUUCCUGAGAGAUUUACUUCUCCAAGAAAUAGCCAAGGGUUUGGAUGCAUUGGGAUUAGCAACAUUGGAUUCUAUAAAUUCUAUAACUGCUGCAAGGAUACCUUUUGGCUCCUCAAUUUCUGUAUCGAUGAUGACCAAUGAAGAUGUGAACAACUUGAGAACAUUGAAUCGUCUUAUACUCUUGCUGUCAGGAUCUCAAGAAAAUCUUUCUAAUGAGGUAACUUUGCAGAGAGCUAAUAAGAAUCAGAUAACGGGGUUUGAUGAAGCAUAUGUACAGGAAAUUUUAUUCGUACUUUCUGUUAUUCCUGAGCUCCCACCAGAAUCACAGCAACAAAUACUUAACCUUCCAGUCGAGGUCGCAAGGCGUUUGAUUUCCCGUGUUACUGCAAGAACCAUUAGGAGGAUGUGGAGCUAAGUAGCCAUUUGAAUUGGCGUCCGGGACCAAAAAUGAGAUAUGAUAUACAAAAAAAUAUAAUGUUCAAAAUGUCUUGAUUCAUAGCAAAAUCAGUUUCUACUUCUCCUCAUGUCCAGGAGGAUAAUGAUCCAUUCAUUUUGAAGAAGAUUGUGGAAGGAGACUUCAUGAUUCAAAAGCAUGCAUAUUUUGACAUGAAAUUUUGAAUCAGGCUAUUACAAAUUAAAUGUUUCUAUGUUAUUUUUGUGUUAAGCAAGAGCCUUCUCUUGAGAAAAAAAACAAUGAUUUUCAU
This is a messenger RNA of Cucurbita moschata (crookneck pumpkin), 2449 nucleotides long. RefSeq lists its product as uncharacterized. Gene Ontology annotation, molecular function: ATP binding; protein kinase activity. The transcript has 21 exons. Bases 37 to 2160 code for a protein of 707 amino acids. The record is from RefSeq and is a predicted model, not a curated record. Lineage: Eukaryota; Viridiplantae; Streptophyta; Magnoliopsida; Cucurbitales; Cucurbitaceae. Gene Ontology annotation, biological process: protein phosphorylation.